This is a messenger RNA of Coffea eugenioides, 894 nucleotides long. RefSeq lists its product as uncharacterized. The coding region runs from base 1 to 894 and encodes 297 amino acids. The transcript has a single exon. The record is from RefSeq and is a predicted model, not a curated record. NCBI's taxonomy places the organism in Eukaryota, Viridiplantae, Streptophyta, Magnoliopsida, Gentianales, Rubiaceae. Gene Ontology annotation, molecular function: nucleic acid binding; zinc ion binding.
AUGGCUGAGGAGCUGGAGGAAGUGCACAAGAAGUUUAAUCUGUCUGAUAAGGAGGCGGCAGGGAUUCAAAUUGAAGGGGAUGAUGCUUUCCAGGGAGUGGAGGAAUGUCAGCUGAGCAUUAUUGGCAAAGUAAUUGGAGAUAAAGUGGCUAAUGUUACAGGUAUUAAGAGAUUUUCCAGUAAUGUGUGGAUUUUUGCCAAAAAUGUGAAGGUUGUAGAAAUAGGUGUGAAUUUGUUUCAGUUUAUUUUCAUGAAUCAAUAUGAUAUGGAUAGAGUUUUAAAUGGGAGGCCAUGGGUAUAUGAUAAUUUACCUCUGGUAGUGAUUCCUUGGAAGGAGGGGGUUGAAAUGGAUGCCAAGGCUUUUAGUCAAGCAUGGAUUUGGGUGCAGGUUUGGAAUCUCCCAAUCCAUUGGAUAACUAAGGAAGUUGGGCGUAAGAUUGGUGGAGUUUUUCUUUCUGUUAAGGAGGUCAUCAUUCCUAAUAGUGGGGGAAAAGAUGGUAAACAUCUGAAAAUCUUAGUGGAAAUUGAUAUUGAGCAACCUUUGUUAAGGGGAACCACGGUUAGGAUGAAUGGGGUAAUGAAAUGGAUUGAGUUUAGGUAUGAGAAGUGUCCUGAUUUCUGCUAUUGUUGUGGGAAAUUGGGGCAUAAUGAGAAAAAUUGUAACAUGAAAGGGAAUUAUCUGGAAAAGGAAACUCAAUUUGGAGCUUGGAUGAGAGCUAGUAAUGCUAGAAGUCCAAAAAAACAUAAUCAAACAUAUGCUAAGUAUAAUGAGGGUGUUGAGGAGGUAUCUAGGAAUAAUGGUAAGGGGAAUGUGGUUAACAACUUAUUCUUGGCAUGGGGGGGAAGUGAUACCAGUUGGCAUGGGCAGAAGGGAGGGGGAGGGAUAGCAACAUGA